GGAGGAGGAGGAGGAGGAGGAGGAGGAGGAGGAGGACUCACCGAGGGGAGACUCACCGAGCGAGGUGGCCUCCGCGGCGGGACUAACGUGAGGGUUUCUGGCCGUUACACGUCACCGCCAGACUUCGGGACAAGCCACGUUAAUGACAGGUGAGGCCGGCCGCUCUAUUCUCUGCGUCUCUGGACCCGUGCGGCCUCUCUGGACCCGUGCGGUCUCUCUGGACCCUUGCGGUCUCUCAGCAUGUCUAAGUCGACUCUCCUGAAGGUGAUCCUCCUGGGGGACGGCGGCGUGGGCAAGUCCUCCCUCAUGAACCGCUACGUCACCAACAAGUUCGACUCGCACCUCUUCCACACCAUCGGCGUGGAGUUCCUCAACAAGGAGCUGGAGGUGGAUGGGAAGCGCGUCACCCUGCAGAUCUGGGACACAGCGGGCCAGGAGCGCUUCCGCAGCCUCCGCACGCCAUUCUACCGCGGCUCCGACUGCUGCCUCCUCACCUUCAGCCUGGACGACGGACAGAGCUUCAGCAACCUGGCUAACUGGAAGAAGGAGUUCAGCUUCUACGCUGACGUGAAGGACCCGGACGGUUUCCCCUUUGUGGUUCUGGGCAACAAACUGGACGUCCCGGAGCGCCAGGUGUCUGGUGAGGACGCGAGGCAGUGGUGCAGAGAGAACGGUGGACACCCUUACUUUGAGACGAGCGCCAAAGAUGCUACGAAUGUAGCGUCAGCCUUUGAGGAGGCCGUGCGACGCGUUCUGGCGUCCGACGACAGAGAUGAUCACGUGAUUCACACCAACACGGUGCAUUUGCAGAGGAAGACGGCGAGCUCGCCCAGCUGCUGCUGAGGGCUGAAGAUGCACCUGCAGGCGCCACGGGACGUUUGAAGGUGUGAGCGAUGUGAGCGAGAUCCAGGCUGGUGUUUUCAGCGAUUCCUCAUAUUUCUACAGACACAUUUUUAUUUUAAACGUGCCAAACUAUGAGGAAUACUUUUUCAAAAUGGAUUUAGAUUUUUGAAUUUGUGGAUAUUUUUAUGGACGUUGGAAAUCUUCCUUGUUUUUUUUUCAACUUUAAGGAAAGCCAAAAGUUUUAUUUUGAAAAAUGGGACAAUUUCCUGUUUCCACCUUCUACCCUUUCUUGGAAUGGAGAGCAUUUAAGUUGAGAUCAUUUGGUGUUUUUUUUUCCCUUCCUAGUUGCUCUCAUGCUUUUUUUCUUUGUCUUUAAAUCUAUGUUUGCUUUCAUUUUUGUGUCUUUUGUUUUAAUGUUUUUUACCUCUCAGAAGUUAUUUUUUGUAGUAUACUUGUAUUUAUUUUUCCAGACUUUCUGUUGUUUCUGUCUCAGAUGGUUUUCAGGAGGUCAGAGUUUGUCAGCUGCUGAAGAAACAGAUUUUAGCUUACAGAAAACGUAAAGAAAUUCCCACAAUUGGACUUUCUAAAUGCUGUCUUUGUCCUUUUUUUGGUGCUGCCAUCCUAUUUCUUUCUUUAAAUUUAUUAUUACUAUUAUUAUUGUUUAGCCUUUUCUUUGUCAGCUUUGCUCUAAAUCAAACGACUUUAACAGUCAAGUGAUUAUUUGCAUCUUUGAUCAAACUGACUAAAACUUGUUUUUUUUGUUGUAGUUUUAUUUUUGUCCACAAGAUGGUUCAGAGUUCAUGAACAAAAGAAUCACUGAAAACAUUUCAGUGCUCAAAUUCAGAGGUUUCCUUAAGUGACCACACCAGUUAUAAAACUUUAUUUAUAGUUUUUGUAUUUUUUAAAACACAGGCUCAGUUUAAAUCUUCUAGGAAAACGAUUAUUUUAGGAAAUAACUUGUAAUGUUUGAAAAUGUAAAAAGUCUUGAAUUAAUGAUUAAAGGCUCAGUCAUAUUUGAA
Messenger RNA from Oryzias melastigma (Indian medaka), 1862 nucleotides. RefSeq names its product ras-related protein Rab-9A. The record is from RefSeq and is a predicted model, not a curated record. Gene Ontology annotation, biological process: Rab protein signal transduction; retrograde transport, endosome to Golgi. Bases 241 to 843 code for a protein of 200 amino acids. Gene Ontology annotation, cellular component: late endosome; lysosome; phagocytic vesicle. Lineage: Eukaryota; Metazoa; Chordata; Actinopteri; Beloniformes; Adrianichthyidae. Gene Ontology annotation, molecular function: GTPase activity; GTP binding. The transcript has 2 exons.